Messenger RNA from Homarus americanus (American lobster), 1724 nucleotides. RefSeq lists its product as uncharacterized. The transcript has 6 exons. The record is from RefSeq and is a predicted model, not a curated record. Bases 147 to 677 code for a protein of 176 amino acids. Lineage: Eukaryota; Metazoa; Arthropoda; Malacostraca; Decapoda; Nephropidae.
UCUGUUUAAACCUAACAACUAACAGUGUAAUGAGCAUUGAGCAGUCGUCAGUCAGCUGGUGGUUCUCAUUGUUGAUUGUACUCUCCACUCCGCUCCUCCGGCCUGUAGUGAUUCGUUUUCCCAACUAGUUACAUUUAUUAUUAAGAAUGGCAUCAACAGUCACAGAUGUCGAAAACUCCAAUACCCAAUUAGGAGCUAUGAUGAAGCCGAAUCAGGACAUCAAUGCCCCAAGGACAUCACAGACCAAAAUUGGGCUGUCUGAAGUUGGCCACACCAGCCAACGAUCAUUUGGUGAUAUUAGUAAUAAAGUUCGGAGUUCUGUUAAGAAAAUUAAAGAUCAGAACACCUCGGCAGAAAAAUUGCAUAAAACUUUCUCUCUUGCCAAAGAGGAAUCCAUACCAUCACCUGAAUUCUUCCCAGAAAUUGUGGAAACGGAAGAUUACUAUGAUAUCAUCCCUCCAGCACACCGGUUAACAGACCAGGAGCUCUCAAACUUUGUACAGUUCUGGAAAGUGAGUCAUGAGCCUAAAAUUAGUGAACUUGACUUCAUGGAUUCUCCAGUUAAAUCCAAAGAAGAUCUUGCAUUAAUGAGCCCAAUUAAAGAAAAGAUGACACCUGUCUGCUUAAGUCCGCUGUUUGAUCAUGUGUUGGACCUGCCGCCACCACCAUGGGAGUGAAUACUGCUUUGUGUGAUGCAGUGAAGGUCAAGUACAAGGCAAACAAGACAUUUCGUCAGUGUCAUUUGUAGUUGAUUUAGUAUACAGUAUAAACAAUAUAUUUCCUAAGUGGAUAUGGUGUCCCUAUACACAAUACUUUGAAUUGCCUAAUCUGUAUUUGAUGCUUGAGAAAUACCUGAGUAAUAUAAAAAUCUGACUAUAUCCUGUGUAGUAUAUCCUCAGUUUUAAUAUGGUACAGUUUUGGAAGAUUUCCUUUUACUGGUAGGCAUUUUUAUGAUGCAAUAACUCUAUUAGAUGAAAUUUAUAAUGUGUAAAUUUAAUUUUGAUAUAACUUGUAGUAAUUAGGCUUAGAAGGGUUAAGUAUGUAGCUAAUGCAGGUGUUGAAUAAGGAGGUCAGUGUCUUGGAAUCUGUUUGCCUAACCCAUUCUAAAUGUGUUUAUUAAGGAGAUGCAGUUUUUCAGUUAAAACAAACUAUAAGUACAGUAUUAAAAGAUGAUUUGGAUAUUAGCUAAAGGGUUAAUGUAUUGUGAAAGGAAGAGUUUUAAAACAUUAACUAUCAUGAGGUGAACAAUCUGAACAAUUUUGUGUGAAUCAUGGUCUUUAAAAUGAGGUAACAUGGUGCAUCGUGCUCAUACAGUACAGUACAGGUAUGUGGUUUAGUUGCAAGUAAAUGUGCUUGACGAAGAUUAUUAUAUGGACAACGAGGAAAGUGUCUUCUAUACGUUUCCGAUCUGAUUUUAAUAACAUAUACCUUGUACUGUAUUGUAAAACACAUUUAAAUGCAAAAAAUACCUGGUAUUUGUUUUCUUGUUAUUUUAGUCGGAAAUCGUUUUCUUAAUACAGUACAGUAAUGCCUUUUAAGGCGAUUUUUCGCUUGUGAUAUAUAGGGUAGUGCUUUUUAGCCAAUUAAUCAUUAAAAUUUAAGUCACACAUGCAGCAUGGAGAUAUGAAUAUUUUUAUAGAGAUAAAUAUGUACGUUUUCUUAUUGUAAAUUUUGUAGCAUGUUUCUGAAGCAUUGUAUAAUUAUGAAUAAAAGAUUUUAUUUUA